This is a messenger RNA of Mesorhabditis spiculigera, 768 nucleotides long. Lineage: Eukaryota; Metazoa; Nematoda; Chromadorea; Rhabditida; Rhabditidae. The record is from the annotation of a GenBank genome assembly.
AUGGGCAGUGGACCCCGAAGAAACAUCAGCGGGUCACGAGUCCAACCUCCCGGCUCCGCGGCCGGCGCGCGCAGCGUCCUGUUCGGAUUGCCGCCGGUGGGAAACCGGUACCCCGGAGCAGUUCGCGUCGCCCUCGCCCUGGCGAUUCCGGCGGCCAUCGCCACACUGCUCGGAUUCGGGUCUGCUUCGCUCCUGGUCGGCCUCGGCGCAUUUGCAUCGAUCUACGGUGAGGGUCGUCCGUACCGGAGCAGGUGGAAGGCAGUCGGUAUCGCCGCGACGGCGCUGACGAUCCUGUCCUUCAUCGGGGCAUCAGUGGGUGAGCCCGUCCACCGAGCCAUCGCCGAGGGAGCGCCGACGGUGCUGCUCGUCUUUGUCGUGCUGAUCAUGGCCGUCGUGGUGUCGACCUGCGCCUUCACCGUCGACGCGCUUCGAUUGGGUCCACCGGGCGCGUUCUUUCUGUUGCUCACCACCGAGAUCAGCUCCGUGAUCGCCACUCCCGGCCAGCCGCCGGUCGAGGUCGCGAUGUGGACGGCAAUCGGUGGGAUCAGCGCGGUGGUCGUCUCGAUGACGGGAAUCCUGUGGGCACCGAGAGCUGCCGAACGCAGCGCUGUACAGGCAGCCGUAUCGGCCGUUGCGGAGUACACGGACGCUCAGGCGGCGUACGCCCCACCCGAACUCACGCGAGACAAACGCCACGCUGCAGCACUUCGGCUGCACGACGCGUGGCAGUGCCUUUACCGCGGCGCAAUCGUAGGAAAGACCACCCGU